AAGAAUCAUUCUAGCGAUGACAUGUGGAUACAAAAAAUGUUGCAAUACUUCUCAAAUAAUAUAUAGGGAUAUCAAACCAUUGAUUCUUUGACAGAAGAAUACUCACUUUGAGUAACAAUGGCAGCAACUUUCAUCGUUGACUUUGGAAACGGUUUCAUCUUUAUCAUCCUUUGCCUCUUUUCAUUUCUCUGUUACUAUUUCUUCUUCAAGAAACCAAAUGACUCACAAGACUGUGAUCUGCCUCCCAGCCCUCCGUCGCUUCCAAUCAUCGGCCAUCUUCACCUUCUCCUCUCUCUUAUAGUCCACAAAUCCUUACAUAAACUCUCCUCCAAGUAUGGACCUAUCCUCUAUCUUCGUGUCUUAAAUGUCCCCAUACUCCUUGUCUCCUCCGCCUCAAUAGCCUAUGAGAUCUUUAGGGCGCAAGACAUGAACGUUUCAACUCGCAACCUCCCUACGAACGAAGGGUCUCUUUUCUUUGGAUCUUCCGGCCUCGCUACCGCUCCUUACGGGGAUUACUGGAAAUUCAUAAAAAAGCUCAUCACCACAAAGCUCCUUGGACCUCAGGCUCUCGAGAGGUCACGAGGCAUCCGCGCGGAUGAGGUAAACCGGUUUUACUUGAAUCUUGUAGACAAGGCAACGAAGAAGGAGAGCGUUGAGAUCGCUGAGGAAGCUAUGAAGCUAAUAAGCAACAGCAUGUGCAAGAUGCUUAUGGGAAAGAGUGAUCAUGCAGAGAAAGUGAGGGGGUUAGUGGCUGAAACAGAUGUCUUGUCAAAGAAGUUUUUCUUGGCGGCCAUCUUGCGCAAGCCGCUUUCGAAGCUCGGGAUCUCAGUUUUCGAAAAGGAUUUAGCCAGUAUUUCCUCCAGGUACAACGACGUGUUGGAGAAGAGUCUUGUGGAAUAUGAGGAGGACCAUAACCAAAGCUGUGAGAUGUUGGACGUACUAUUGGAAGCUUGUCAAGGUAAAACAGCAGAGUAUAAGAUCACUAGGAACCAUAUCAAGGCCUUGUACGUGGAUCUUUUCGUUGCAAGUACUGACACCUCAACGAACACUAUACAAUGGACUAUGGCAGAGAUUUUCAACAAUCCAAAGAUUCUGGAGAGAUUGAGAGAAGAAAUAGAUUCAGUUGUAGAGAAAACAAGGUUGAUUCAGGAAACAGAUCUACCUAACCUUACGUAUUUGCAAGCUGUCGUCAAGGAAGGACUGCGAUUGCACCCACCGGUACCUCUUGUGUUAAGGAGCUUCCGGGAAGGAUGUGAGAUCGGAGGCUUUGAUGUGUUGGAGAAGACAAAACUUGUUGUUAACUGCUAUGCUGUAAUGAGGGAUCCAGAUGUCUGGGAAUACCCCGAGGAGUUUAAGCCUGAGAGGUUUCUGCCUUCUUCAAGAUCAUAUCAAGAGGACGAGAUGAAAGAGGAAGUCCUGAAAUACAUUCCUUUCGGGAGCGGAAGGAGAGGCUGUCCUGGAUCAAAUCUGGCUUAUCUUUCUGUAGAAACAGCAAUUGGAGUCAUGGUGCAGUGUUUUGAUUGGAAAAUCGAAGGAGAUGAGGUUAACAUGGAAGAGGCUCGUGGAACACUGACGUUGACUAUGGCUCAUCCCCUUAAGUGCACUCCUCUUCUUCGAGAUCUGAACCCUUUAAGGUAUCUGCAUUGAAUCCUCAAUGCAGAGGUUCGCACCUUUCCCAAAAAAAAAAUAUUAUAAUAUUCCCAUUUUAUGAAUUCAGUUUUUGCAGGUUUACUGGGAUGAAUCCGGUUCAUCAUUGUAACGCGGGCCCCACGUUACGUGGCGGCUCGCGAUUGGUCUGCUUAUUAUUUAAAAAAAAAAAAUCAAACUAAAAAAAU
Molecule: messenger RNA, 1835 nt
Organism: Brassica napus (rape)
Lineage: Eukaryota; Viridiplantae; Streptophyta; Magnoliopsida; Brassicales; Brassicaceae
Product: cytochrome P450 705A22-like
Exons: 3
Coding region: 118-1647 (509 amino acids)
Cellular component (GO): membrane
Molecular function (GO): iron ion binding; oxidoreductase activity, acting on paired donors, with incorporation or reduction of molecular oxygen, NAD(P)H as one donor, and incorporation of one atom of oxygen; heme binding
Source: RefSeq, a predicted model, not a curated record